CAUACCAUAAGAGGCCGCGUUGCAUUGUUGGGCGAUUGGAACGAAAGUGUUUGUAUUGAUACGUAGCUUAUGGUUUUCAGAGUUUUUGGCCGAGUUUUCGAUUAAAUUAUCUUCCUAUGCGAUUCUUAGAUUGUCUGGUGUGUUGUAAAUUACGCAAGUGAUAUAUCCUAUACGCAUCUGAUAACAUUUUGGAAGAAACGUUUCUUUACAUACUACCAACUUUGCCGUCGAUCGGUAAGUAGGUGAAGUCUGUCGAGUCAUACAUCACCAUUACGGAUUGUUAUGUCACGUUAACUGUUCGUUUUUUACACAAUUUUUCUUUUUUCUUAACCUGUCGGUAGACUGUCGGCCGCCUGUCGGUCAACUGUCGGCCGACAGUCGGCCGACUGUCGGCCGACAGGUUUUUUGGGGAGCUCUUCUUCACAAUUACCCUUGAGCCAGUUCAGUUUUGUACUUUUGGGGUCUUCAGUCCUAUACAUGUUGCAGUCGAAGGUAAAAUGUAAAGUGCGCUUUUGUGGUAACUAAUCGGGCAAUCUAGACGGUGGUGAAAAUCGUCCGUUAAUGCAGCCAAUCAGAACUAGCCGGGAAACAGAUUAAAAGUGCAGCGUCAACAAUGACCCGUGUCGCUUAUGCGCGCCUGUCUAGUGCUGGAUUUCCGACCAUUACUGACCGCCGUGGUAACCUUCCACAAGUGAUUGAUCCCAGAUAGGAAUUACCACCACAUUUAGAUACUGAAGCUGUCGAUCAACUUCUGAGCAAUGAGAUUGUCAUCCAGUUUCUCGCUCUGUCAAGGAAACAAAAGUACUAAAAUCAAGGCCAAGCAAAUGGCAGAAUGUGACGCAGAACUUUCCGCUGUGUUGUUCAGCAGGCAGGAAAAGAUAACCAAAGAUGAUCAGCCAGUCAGAGAAGCUGAUGCUAUAAGAAAAAGAAAACUUGAAAGAAUGCAGGCGGUUCGGCAGACCCAAGGUGCUGCUGAUACCUCUACGGGCAAUUUAAUUAUUCAAAAAGAAGAGAAACUACAAAGAACACGAGACCUCAAAACCAUUCAGCUUUACAGAGAGAAGCUCAGACAUGAGAAAAUCCUUGCUUUGUUAGCUGGUAACAUCACGACCAGCCACACAAUCCACCCGUUAUUCGGUAGAGCAGAGUUUUUCGAGUUUGUACUGAGAAAUCCUUACUCCACUGAUCAGACAGUUACCAUUCACUGCGAUGACAACGAACUCAAAGUGAUAACAGACACAAGAGAAUGGAGACACUUUAAGAGAAAAACAGAGACGCGUUCAGGGAUCAAUAGGGUUGCGAGUUUGAGCAUUUUGAUUCACGUUUGUUUCACUGCUCUGGAGGAGAACAUGUUUGACACCGCCUCCACCAGCCCGUACCCACAGGUGUUCCUCAGACCCAGGGAGACUGUACAUCUCCCGUUCAAGUUCCAGACAUUUAGGGCAGAUCAUAGUGUCCCUGAGCAGGGUCCAUCACACCCGCUAAAACAGCAGGCUCAGACCUAUUUAAAGACCAGCAUAUCAGAGUAAAAUAAUCUAAAAGCACGCCAGAUUAAGGUAAUAAAAACUCCAAUUUCUUCAGUUGCUAUCAAGGUUAAUCUUCUCUGGCUUCCGUUAUAUCUGUCGGUUUUUCGUUACUUCUCUAGCAGUGGUCUUCAUUAAUGAAUUAUUUUGUUGAAGUUCACUUUUUUCAUGUCGCAUUUAAAGCGACAUUGCUUAAGGAGCCAGUUAUUAGGUAUAAUAAGGUGUUACCACCUGAAUUGAUAACGUGAAUUGGCCAAUGUAAAAAUAUCUAAAGUUGACGUUUCAAGCGUUAGCCCUUCGUCGUAGCGAAUACAUGCUGUGAAAAAGCGUGUGGAAAACGUCACGGUUGGGAAAUGCUUUAUAUGCGUACUGCGGAAGACACAUAAUGGUGAUGAAAUCCGCGCUGAACUCGACGACAUUUACCAAGGGCGGAAAACAAAUGAUUUUUCAAGCGGAGGAAAUAUGCAACCGAUACUUUAAGGGAGAAAACUCGCGUUUAGCCUUCACUUCACUUCACUUCACAGCUACAAAAUCACUUGGUGUAAUAAUAGACGAUAAAC
Stylophora pistillata is the source of this 2083-nucleotide messenger RNA. Its product is annotated as nephrocystin-4. The record is from RefSeq and is a predicted model, not a curated record. Gene Ontology annotation, biological process: negative regulation of canonical Wnt signaling pathway; protein localization to ciliary transition zone. Lineage: Eukaryota; Metazoa; Cnidaria; Anthozoa; Scleractinia; Pocilloporidae. Gene Ontology annotation, cellular component: ciliary base; cytoskeleton; ciliary basal body.